This is a messenger RNA of Entamoeba histolytica HM-1:IMSS, 1296 nucleotides long. Its product is annotated as guanine deaminase, putative. Bases 1 to 1296 code for a protein of 431 amino acids. Gene Ontology annotation, biological process: guanine catabolic process. Gene Ontology annotation, molecular function: guanine deaminase activity; zinc ion binding. The record is from RefSeq and is a predicted model, not a curated record. The transcript has a single exon. Gene Ontology annotation, cellular component: cytosol. NCBI's taxonomy places the organism in Eukaryota, Evosea, Mastigamoebida, Endamoebidae.
AUGUCUGAAACAAAACAGGUUAAAGUAUUUAAAGGACUAAUUAUUGAUACUCCAACUUCUAACCAAAUCAGAUUUAGAGACUCUUUUAUUGGAGUUGAAAAUGGUUCUAUUAUUUUCAUUGAAAAUACACUUCCAAAACAAUACUCAGAAAAUGAUGUAAUUGUUUUAAAGAGUGGUGAAUUUUUAUUCCCAGGACUUAUAGAUUGUCAUCUUCAUGCUCCACAAUACGCAUUUAUUGGAACUGCUUUUGGUAAACCUUUACUUGAAUGGUUAGAAGCUACAGUUCAUAAAUUUGAACCAAAAUGUGCUGAUAAGAAUUAUGCAGAAAAGCUUUAUAAUCAAGUUGUACGAAAGACAUUACAAAAUGGUACAACUACUGCCUCUUAUUUUGGGACUAUUCACACAGAUUCAGAUAUAAUUCUUGCUAAUAUUUGUGAAAAAAGACAUCAACGUGCUUUUAUUGGAAAAGUUAAUCAAGACCAAAUGUUCCCUGAUAAUUUAAAAGAAAGUACAGAUAAAAGUAUUCAAGAGACAAUUAGGUUCAUUGAAUCUUUUAAGGGUUAUCAUUUUGUUAAACCAAUCAUUACUCCUCGUUUUGCUGUUUCAUGUACUCGAGACCUUAUGAAAAAACUUGGUCAACUUGCACAAGAAAGAGAUGUUUUCCUUCAAACACAUCUUUCUGAAUCACCAGGAGAAUGUGAUUUAAUUAAAAGUAUGUAUCCUGAAUGUAAAAAUUAUACUGAUGUGUAUGAACAAUAUGAGUGUCUUACUGAUAAAACUCUUCUUGCACAUUCAAUCCAUCUUUCAGAUGAAGAAAUGGAUGUUAUUAAAAAACAUGAAAGUUCACUUAUCCAUUGUCCAAAUGCUAAUUUAACAAUGAAAUCAGGAUUUUGUCCAGUAAAAAAAGCUCUUGGUAAAGGAAUAAAAAUGGGAAUGGGAACUGAUAUUGCAGGUGGUUUUUCUGCUUCCAUUCUUGACUCAAUGAGACUUGGACUUAUUGUUGGUAAUAUCAAUGACAUUGUAAAUAAAACAGAACCAGUUUCAUUAUCAGAGAUUAUUUAUUUAGCAACAAAUGGUGGAGCUCAUUGUUUAAAUAUGCAAGACCAAAUUGGAUCAUUUGAAGUUGGUAAAAAGUUUGAUGCUUUAAGAGUUGACUUAAAUGCUAAUGAUUCUCCAAUUGACCUUUUUGAAUGGAAUAGUAAUGAACAAAUGGUAGAGAGAUUUAUUUUACAAGGAGAUUCUAGAGUAAUAAAAGAAGUCUAUGUUGAAGGAAGUUUAGUUGAUACUUCUAUUUAA